AUUAGGAUUUGUGAAGCACAAGAGAACUUGUUUGAAACACCCGGAAAAAAUGCCUUCUUGCACUUCCUGCCACUGCGGCAACAGGAAAUGAAGUCAGAUGACACGGAAGUACUUCUUCUGAUUCCACCUGAUUUCUUUCUUCUGCAAGAUCCGGAGGAAUCUACCCGGAAUUCCCCUUUUAGCAGUGAAACAGAGUUCCAGGAAAAGCAGGAAGCCUUGGAGUACGCAUAUCCUGAACAUUGGCAAGUGGGGCAGCAGCUGAGUGAACGAAUUGAGGGUUCGGUGUUCUUUCUGCGUGAGAUUGAUUUAUUUCUGAAGGAUCACGGAGCUGAGAGAACACCUGGAAAGCAAUCGGGGAAGUCUAUAAUCAAUCUCAGUGACAUUUCAAUGGGAGAUCUUCAAUCCCUGGGCAGGAGUGGAGAUUUUGAGACGAUUCCGAGGGGGGAUUUGCAGCAUGAGAAGGCACACACAAUGCACUGCAGAGGCACACAGAAUCAAUGGGCAAAUGACGACGUGAAGGAAAUUACGAAGAAGCAGAUGGAACAGCCUGGAGAGUUGAGCAACUUCUGCGUGAAUUUCUGGUGCAGACAAAAGAGAAGAAAUUCCUCUGCGAUGUAUGUGGAUUCAGCAAGGGGCGCCUGAAAAAAUUCUCUAAAAUCAUGUCAUCCUCCGGAUUACAUGGUUUUUGUACCAAAAAAUGCCCUUUUCAGGGCAAAAAAAGACAUUUAAUAAAGGAAUUAUGAUGAACUUCUAUGAAAAAAAACCAUUAAAAAUAAAUUUUUAAUUAAUAAA
Messenger RNA from Lutzomyia longipalpis, 792 nucleotides. RefSeq lists its product as uncharacterized. The record is from RefSeq and is a predicted model, not a curated record. Lineage: Eukaryota; Metazoa; Arthropoda; Insecta; Diptera; Psychodidae. The transcript is spliced from 2 exons. Bases 88 to 642 code for a protein of 184 amino acids.